AUGUUUCUCGGCACGACACGCUCCCUGGUCGGAGCCAGCAAGCGCUUAUGGACCCCGAUCUCCAUCCGCUCAUUAUCAACCCCGAACCAGCCAAGCGCGCCGUCCACCAAGACAUCAACGACAGCUCCUCAGAUCAAGGCUGAGCCAACACCCACAUCCGCGACCUCUCCCACAUCUGCAACUCCCAUGCCUGUCAAGGAAUCUGCCGCUUUCGAAAAGCCCCCAGUGAAAGAAUGGUUAGUUGAGCUCUGGCGAUCCCUCACAACUCUUUUCAACGUUCUCGUGCUCAUUAUUUUUCUUUUUCUCGAGUAUUCCAGGUCCGACCGGUUAGCAGACCUUGAAAAGAAUGCGCGACUUCCCCGAAGUGUCCAGGCCCUCUACCUCCGCCCGCUGCGCCGCAAGGCCGAACAUGGUCUGCCCGUGUGCGACCUUCAAUUGCGCUCCUACAGCGCCGAGAACCUCGAAUUCUUCGCCGACUUUGCCAUUCGCGCCGCUUACUACCUCAAACUCCCCGUCUCCGGCCCCGUACCUCUUCCCCGCAUCACUCAGCGCUGGACCGUGAUUCGCAGUAACUUUGUGCACAAGAAGAGUAAGGAGAACUUUGAGCGGAUCACGCUCCGCCGGUUGAUUCAGAUCAAGGAUGGUCAUCCCGAGGCCGUGCAGGCAUGGUUGGCCUUUUUGCGCAAGCACGCCUUUUAUGGUGUUGGUAUGAAGGCGAAUGUUUGGGAGCAUGAGAGUCUAGACGCCGGCAAAGCACUGGAUGCCUCUCUUCCCGAGAUCCAAAAGACCGUGGGUCCUCAUCUCGCCCAAUUCGGACAACGAGAGGACAACAAGCGGCCCGGAACUAUCUUCGACGCGCUGGAUAAUGCGAGAUAUGCGGAGCCCAAGAACCUUUGA
Molecule: messenger RNA, 897 nt
Organism: Penicillium diatomitis
Lineage: Eukaryota; Fungi; Ascomycota; Eurotiomycetes; Eurotiales; Aspergillaceae
Product: mitochondrial 37S ribosomal protein uS10m
Exons: 4
Coding region: 1-897 (298 amino acids)
Biological process (GO): translation
Cellular component (GO): mitochondrion; ribosome; small ribosomal subunit
Molecular function (GO): structural constituent of ribosome
Source: RefSeq, a predicted model, not a curated record